UUAAGACCCCGGAACCGUAGUGCAACACUUUUUCCUCAGCAGGAAGAGGGGCGGGCCGAUGGAGCAUGUGCACUCGGGAGCAGGCGCAUGCGCAAUGACCAGUCGCCGGCGUCUCGUGUUUCCUUUCGCGCGUAGCGGAGUCCUGUGGUAUUUUGGACCCCGCUGUGUCUGCGCCUGCGCCUGCGCCGAAGGCUCCUUAUUCUCCACCUCCACACCCCCUCCCUUCCCCCACGCGGCAGGCGCCCCUCCCCCAUUCAUUCCCUGUCUGCCCCCCUCCCCCCACCCUCUCUCUAGACCUUCCCCCUGGCGGGGGUUCGGGAGCGGGACCAUGUUCACCAGCACCGGAUCGAGUGGGCUCUAUAAGGCACCUUUGUCGAAGAGCCUUUUACUAGUACCGAGCGCCCUUUCGAUUUUACUGGCACUGCUUUUUCAACAUUAUCAGAAUUUCUUUGUAUAUAACCUACAAGCUGUAAAGAAUGACUUGCAGAUAUGGCGAUUGAUAUGUGGAAGAAUAAUUUGCCUUGAUUUGAAAGAUACAUUUUGUAGUAGUCUACUCAUAUAUAACUUUAGAAUAUUUGAAAGAAGAUAUGGCAGCAGAAAAUUUGCAUCUUUUUUAUUGGGUUCCUGGAUUUUGUCAGCUUUGUUUGACUUGAUCCUUGUGGAAGCUAUUCAGUAUUCAUUUGGUAUCACAGCCAGUAACUUGCCUUCUGGUUUUCUCGGGCCUGUAUUUGCUCUAUUUGUACCAUUUUACUGCUCCAUUCCAAGAGUUCAAGUGACACAAUUUCUGGGCCAGUUUUCCAUCACAAACAAGACAUUGAUUUAUAUAUUGGGACUACAGCUUUUAACUUCUGGUACCUACAUUUGGGUUGUAGCCACAAGUGGUCUGAUUGCUGGUAUGUGUUAUACCAAUAGUGUGUUAAAAGUUCAUCAGGUUCUUUGCAUACCUCGCUGGAUGGCAAAGUUGUUUUCCUGGACACUUGAACCCAUCUUCUCUUCUUCGGAACCAACCAAUGAAGUCAGAAUUGGAAUGGGAGCAACAGUAGACAUUCAGAGGCAGCAAAGAAUGGAAUUGCUUGAUCGUCAGCUAAUGUUAUCUCAGUUUGCACACAUGAGGCGACAACAACAGCAGCAGGGUAGGAGGAUUAAUUGGAAUCGAUUUUUUCCUCAUAUACGGCAGAGACGGAAUGCAAAUGUUCGAGCUUUUCGACUGUCUGAACAAGAAGUAGCAGCACCUCCUCUUGAGGUUUCUGAGGAGCAGGUUGCCCGACUCAUGGAGAUGGGAUUUUCCAGGGUGGAUGCUUUGGAGGCCCUGAGAGCUUCAAAUAAUGACCUUAAUGUAGCUACCAACUUCCUACUGCAGCAUUGAUGAGCUGAGGAAUUUCACUGACAUGGCUCUUGCCAUCUGAGGCACAAGCAACAUCCAUCUGCCUCCUGGAUGACAUUGAAAAGUCUUUACCAAAUGAAUCUAAGGCAACAAAGCUGUGUCUACAAAAACUAAAUUAUAAUGUUGGGUAGAGGGGUAGGUACACCCUGUUGCUCCGAUACCCUUAAACCCCAAGGUUGUCAUGGUUAUAUCCAAAAAUAAUUCUGCCAUUGAAUUAGCUGGCAUGUUCUUUUUUAUCUUCAUUCUGAAAAAAAUGGGUCUUUUUCUUAAUUUUGGGAAUCAACAGUAACAAAUUUGUUACAGUAUAUAUAUAUAUAGUGUGUAUAUAUAUAUAUAUAUAUACACACACAUGUAUAUAUAUAUAUAUAUAUAUAUAUAUAUAAAUGAGGAGAGAGUACAAACUUAUACAGCAGCUCAAUACCACUUCAGAGGGGAAAUGGAGACUGUUAUGAGUCAUACUGUUUUUUUAUUAUAGUACCUUAUUCUACAUAAUCUUUUGGUUGCAAUAAUAAUCUUAAAGGAGAAAGGGAGUAAUGUUAUUUCAAUAAGGACAUAUCAGAUUAUUCUUUGUAAAAGUUUUUUUUUUUUUAUUAUUGUAUUAUUUUCCAAAUUUAUUUUUAAACCUAAAGGGCUAUUUAGGCCGUUCCAGGUAUCACUUGGAUACCAGAAGUAUGAUUUAUAUUUCUAUUAUAAAUUAUAUUAACUAAGGACUAACUAGGGGAGAGUGGAAGCACUGAGUCAUACACUCCUCAUUAUUACCAACCCAGGGCAAAUUUUCUAGGCCUUUUUCCCCGUCUUCCAGUAAAAGCUACUAAUUAAAAGAGCCUAGACUCUCUGAAACAAUGAAAAAGCUCUGGGGGAAAAAAGAUCUAGGGUUAACUCUCCCUUGAAAAUCCAAAGUAGAUCCAUAAUAGGGAAGUGAUUCACACCGCAAAGGAAUGAAAAGUGAGCUAAAAAAAAAACAACCUGACCUCACAGCAUCCAGCCGGGUCCAGCAGGAUCAGAAUGACCUGCAGGACCAUCACAACGGCCUAACUAGAAUCCAGCUGACACGGAAUGGAUUUGUGAAUAGCCUGUCCAUGAUUGUCAGGAAGCGGAGAUGAGGACCUCUAGCCCCUUUUUUGUCUGAGUCUGGGCUGAGUGUCCCUGGCUGCCCCACCAGCAUUAGCCUCUCUAGCAGUGGCACUUCCUGGCAGCCACAGAGCUGGGGUGCUCAACACCCCAAGGGUCACCCAAGGGCAGGGGAGAGGAUGUGGCCAAAAUUUCAGAAUUAGUCAGAGAAGACAGAAAUCAGGAUUGGAAAGGGAUGGAAAAUAGGAGAGGUGGGGAGGACUGAAAAUGAGCUUUACCAAAAACAAAACAAGUGAAAACAAGAGAGAACUGCAACUCUGUUUUCCAUCAGAAAUAUAUCACAUUGAUGCAAGUUUAGGUAUGUGAUGCUCAUAAUAAAAUUUAAAAUGUGUUUUGCCUUUUUAGUAUUUUUCACAUAGGAUUGACUAAAUCUAAAGAAAACUUUCUCUUAGACUUUGAAUGAUGAAAUACAGAUAUGUUUGCCAGGCUACCUGCCUCUCUUUGGAGGAAAAGUUUUAUGGGAGUAAAGGGUUGGAGAAUGCUUUUGUUCACUGAAGCACUAUCAUCUCUGUCCUGAAAGAAGGAAAUUAAUGUGUUACCCAGGCCAGAUUCCAAAGCUCAAUGAGUGUCACUGAAGGGCCUGGGAUCUCAUGAGGUCCAAAGAACUCUGAAUCAGAGUUCCCUGAGCAGCACCUAAUUAGUAAAGUUAUAAGAACAAGUAAAGUGGAGGUCUGAGGCCAAGUCACUAAGUAUAUUCAAAUGUAGAAGGUAUGGAAGUAAUUCAGAUCAAUUGUGCAAGAGGCACACCGUAUUGUACUUCCUUUUAAAAAAAAAAAAGGUAUAAUACG
Messenger RNA from Sarcophilus harrisii (Tasmanian devil), 3303 nucleotides. RefSeq names its product UBA domain containing 2 (gene UBAC2). Lineage: Eukaryota; Metazoa; Chordata; Mammalia; Dasyuromorphia; Dasyuridae. Bases 59 to 1366 code for a protein of 435 amino acids. Gene Ontology annotation, molecular function: serine-type endopeptidase activity; protein binding. The transcript has 9 exons. The record is from RefSeq and is a predicted model, not a curated record.